Molecule: messenger RNA, 600 nt
Organism: Bipolaris maydis ATCC 48331
Lineage: Eukaryota; Fungi; Ascomycota; Dothideomycetes; Pleosporales; Pleosporaceae
Source: RefSeq, a predicted model, not a curated record
AUGAAUGCUCCACAGAAGCGUAAGAACGACGAUACAUGUCCAUCCCGGAAACGGGUUGACCGUACGGUUCUUGACAAUCCAGCAGAAUUUACGGUUCCUGAAAUUCCAGCAGAAUCUACAGUUCUCGAUACUCCAGCGGAAUUUACAAUUUCCGACAGCCCGACAGAAUCCACUGACAAGUCUACAGGAGGACGCCCAGAAGUCACAAGUGCUCGAGGAGACGUCAUCCUUGAGCCUAUCGAAACAUCUGGACAGGGAACACGCAGGCUUUUGGUCUCGUCUGUGGUCCUCAGCCAUGCCUCGCCGUUAUUUUCUAUCAUGUUUUGCCGUAACUCCUAUGCGGGUCACCCUUUGCCGACAAGUUCACCGCCUACUGUUCCACUUUCUGGCGAUGAUCCGAAAUCGAUUUUUUCUGCUAUGCCUGAUCACCCAUUUCAAAACAUUCCAGCUGCCAGACAAGCUGAAAAUCACCGAGUUCGCCAAUUUCGCAUACGUUUGCCACAAAAUCCAGAGGAUGCGGAGUUCGAGAAAUUGAUCCUUGCGACAUACUUCCUCGAUCUGCCCCAAUCUUUCAACAAAGUCACACGAAGCAUAAUUUGA